Diabrotica balteata is the source of this 384-nucleotide messenger RNA. The record is from the annotation of a GenBank genome assembly. NCBI's taxonomy places the organism in Eukaryota, Metazoa, Arthropoda, Insecta, Coleoptera, Chrysomelidae.
AUGGUUUCGAAACUACAGUUUGCAUUGGUCGCCAUUGGUUGCCUCUCUUAUUACGUACUAACACCUGUUGAGGGCAAAAACUUUGACCCGCACCAUGUCCGUCCUGAUACUCCCACCGAACAACCACUACCAGACAGUCCUACCUUGCCACUACACUUACAUAAUCCUCACGGACAUCAUAAUGGUCAUAAUGGACAUAAUGGACACAACGGUAACAACGGUCAUCACGGACAAAAUGGGCAGAACGGGCAUCACGGGCAAAAUGGGCAUCAUGGACAAAACGGUCACAAUGGACAUAAUGGUCACAACGGACACAAUGGACACAAUGGACACAAUGGACACAAUGGAAACAAUGGGCAUAAUGGACAUCAUGGUCAUCACUAG